AUGAAGUUGACGCAUACUAUUGCACAACGAGUUUUAUCAGUAAUAGGAUGUGCUAAUGGAAAUGCUGGAAGACAUUUAGGAUGUGAGAAAGCAGCUGAAGUGCUUAGAAAGUCGAAAUAUCUUAAUGACAUUUCAUUUCCUGUCAAAUGGGAAGCCAUGAUUAAAGAAACAGUGACCGGAAGACAUCAUGCUGCUUUACAGGGUGUAAUAAAAACAUGUACUGAUCUUUCAUCUGCAACGCGGAAAUCUAUUGAGACCAACGACGAAACCAUCGUACUAGGCGGCGAUCAUAGUUGUGCAAUCGGAACUUGGAGCGGAGUUUCUGCUGCAAUGAAGGCAAAAGGCGAUAUUGGACUCAUUUGGGUAGAUGCACAUAUGGACUCGCACACCCCUGAUUCAACUCCCUCAGGAAAUAUUCAUGGAAUGCCAGUCGCACACAUACUUGGCUUUGGAAACAACAAUUUGGCUUCGAUAGAAGGCUUCAAAACAAAAAUAAAGCCGGAGAACUUGUGCCUGGUGGGAAUACGAAGUUAUGAGCCUCCAGAAGAAGAAUUGUUGAAGAGUCUUGGUGUUCGAGUAUUCUUAAUGGAUGAAGUGAAGAAAAGAGGAAUUGAAGACGUAAUGCAAGAAGCUUACGAUCUUGUUAACAAAAACACAAUUGGUUUUGGAAUGUCAAUUGAUAUAGAUGGCUUUGAUACGUUAUUUGCUCCUGCUGUUGGCACUCCAGAAGACGACGGAAUCAACGCUAAAGAAUUCAUGAAGUGUCUCCAAAAAUUAGAUUUAAGUCGCUUAAUUGCAACUGAAAUUGUUGAAUUUUUGCCAGAACGCGAUGAUCAUGUGAAUACAAGUGAAAAACUUGUUGGAACUCUUAUGGACGUCAUCUAUUCAACAAAAGCCUUCCAAACGCAGGUCAAUAGGAAAAUAUUUGGCCAAUGGGCAAAGUAG
This is a messenger RNA of Auanema sp. JU1783, 945 nucleotides long. The record is from the annotation of a GenBank genome assembly. Lineage: Eukaryota; Metazoa; Nematoda; Chromadorea; Rhabditida; Rhabditidae.